CUGCCACCUGAAAAUACACUCAUAUGCAAAACGGGAUCACAUAUUCUGAACUGGGUCUUUCAACAAACCUCAGGAUGCACAUGCCCAUGAUUCCUUGACUCCAGUCAUUGGUGGGACAUGCUGCUAAUGCACCACAUUUCCCCUUCCUGCUUCCCUGGCCCAUGUUCCCUGACAGCAUGUAUGCUAAGGUAGUGUAAAGAUGAUGUAGACCGAAACAGAGAUGGAGACGAGCGGCGGAGAAUCCAGUCCAGUCCAUCGCGGCCGGAAAGCAGAACUUCCAUUGCAUGAUGGGACGGGACGGGACGCUAUUAUGUACGCUAGGUACAGCAAUGCAAAAAAUCGACCACGCUGCUCUCCACUCCGAGCAACAAGCACAUCUCCAUCUCUCAUUCAUCCCUCUCCACGCCCGCCCGCCUGCGGACCCGCCAAACGGCCCCGACCACCGCCGUUCGUUCAUUCGGUUCGGGUGGCACGGAUGGGAAAGGGGUUGCUGGGUGGAGUCGAGUUCAUCGUUCGGGAGGGGAUCGGCUGUACCCGUCCCUGCCGCUGUGGUUCCGCUCUUUCUUUUCUUCCAGUUCGGGCUUGGAAACACUGUGGAGGUCUUCUUUUUUCCUUCGAGUCUUGCUGAUGAUCUCGUCUCCAUCAUGACUAAUUACAUGAUUGAUUGUCGUUCUUACCAAGUUGCAUUGCGAUUGUCAAUGUCAAACGGACAUGAGGCUACAUACGAGGCGCGAGGCGGGCCGUCGCUCGUUGGUGAUGAAGGCUCGUCGACGAUUCUCGUGCUUGGGCAGACGACUUUCGGACACCCAAGACGAAAUGAGGCAGGCAGGCUUGCUGAAAACCAUCAUAUCAUAUGUACCCGGGAUGUGCCAUGGAAAGCUUUACUUCUGGUGUUGAUCAGGUGUUCGAUAUCAUCAGCACUGGCGCCCGCGAAUGGCUUGUUGACCUCGUCAUUCUCAAGUCCCGUGCUUGUUCGUUCUGUUCAUCUGUGGUCACUGCAGUGCACUUUGACACAGAUUGGUCACUGAGGUCAUCGUGACCUAGAUCUUCAUCCGUGCUCCAAGGUGUUUCUGCUUUCUGACCAGGGCCUCCUUUGAAAACUAAACUACGGGAAAUACCAAAGCUUCACAUUUGUCAACCUCAUGGAUCUCGCUGUUUCGCAAGCAAUCUUUGUAUGAAUU
This is a messenger RNA of Neurospora hispaniola, 1181 nucleotides long. RefSeq lists its product as uncharacterized. NCBI's taxonomy places the organism in Eukaryota, Fungi, Ascomycota, Sordariomycetes, Sordariales, Sordariaceae. The transcript has a single exon. The record is from RefSeq and is a predicted model, not a curated record. Bases 285 to 1028 code for a protein of 247 amino acids.